This is a messenger RNA of Amoebophrya sp. A120, 336 nucleotides long. The record is from the annotation of a GenBank genome assembly. Lineage: Eukaryota; Dinophyceae; Syndiniales; Amoebophryaceae.
AUGGCACCAGCCCCCGAACGUCGAGAAGGUCGCGGCAGCUAUCGAAUCUUCGUCCAUUUCCACCGUCAUCGACGGGGAAUCUGGCUGGGCUGCAAUUGCCAAAGCGCUUCUUGGCGUAGAGAACGAAAGCACUUCGGGAGCAGAAACUGGAGCCGCAAGCACGCACGCGAAGAAAUGGUCAAAGAGGUACGAGUGGGGCAUCAUCAACGCUUAAACGUCCAUGCUAUUACGCAUUGUUUCGAACUUGGCCAAUUCUAUGACGACGUCAUAGAAUUGGCGGGCUUCAGUUUCUUGUUCUUCAUAAUAAUACUCAACCAAGUUGAUAAGGCACGGUAG